AAAUAAUGAAACACUUUGUCGUGUUAGCCUUGAUUGCAUGCAUUUAUGCAACAUCUAUAACUGAAAUGACUGACAAACUUGCCUAAUAUGGUGAUCACCCAUUUGGAAAGUCAAUGGUCAAUUUGGUUUCUGUCAAUAUGAAGACAGGUGGAUCCCUUAAUGAAUUAAAACAACUCUUGUAAUAAAUUAAGGAUGAACUCAUUGCUCUCACUUAAUUACAAGAUUAAGAAAAUGGCACUUUUACUCGUAGAAGUCAAGUUGAUUUGGCUAAAUUACAAGCUACUUUAGAAUAAGCACAAGCUGAUUUGGACAAUUAAAGAUAAGAAUAAACAAGUCUUAGUAAUGAAUUAGCCACUCUUUAAACCAGAGUCAAAGAAGGUAAUCUCUAUCUUUAAUAAUUCUUUUGCAGAUCAAGCCGCUUUAGAUAGAAACAGCAGAGGAAGUGGUGAUGCUUAAUCUAGAUUGGAUGCAGAAAAUACAGAUUUUGCAGCUAAAUAUCAAGACUACAGUGAUGCCAUUUUAGCUUGUAAGGAAGCUUAAAGAUUGUUGAUGAACUUGAGAGGAGAAGGAGCAUCCCUCAUUUAAAUUACGUAAAUACUAUAUAAAAUAAUAAAUUUUAGUUAAGACACAAAGACCAAUCUCCUAUAAACCAAAGAGAAUUUCUAAAAAAUCAAGGAAAUAUUGGAGGCUCACACUAAAAAGAGUUCUUUAACUUUAUUCUAGCCUAUUAUUGAAGGAUUGGCUGAAAUGACAACUAAAGUUAAUCCAGAAACCCUAAAUAAUGUAUUGAGUUUGGUUGCCCGUUUGAUUACUGCCUUAUAGGAAGGACAAGAUUAAUUAGAAGCUAAUCACAAGACUUAAGUAAAAUGCUAUUAUUAUUUUAGGUUGAAAAUUUGAGUAGAUUAGGUGAUGACUUAAGAAACGAAAAACAAACAUUAUAGGUUUCAUUGGCCACUGCCAAUAAUAGACUUAAAGAAAUUUAAUCUAGAUUGAAUGAAUUAGAUGGAUUGAUUAAUAUUUCAAAUGCUUUGGUUGAAGUUACCCAAUUAAAUAUUUAAGAUGCUACCAGAAUUAAUGAAUUGGAGGAUUCAGAAUAUAGCAAUCAAAAAGUUAGUAGGUAUUAAAAUUUAAUAAUAAUAUAGAUAAACAGAAAUUGAUAUAGUUGACAGAUUAAUUGAAUACAUCAAUCAAAAAUUAUCUGAAUGAGUUGACACAAUUAUAUCCAAA
This is a messenger RNA of Paramecium primaurelia, 1227 nucleotides long. The record is from the annotation of a GenBank genome assembly. NCBI's taxonomy places the organism in Eukaryota, Ciliophora, Oligohymenophorea, Peniculida, Parameciidae.